UCCUUCCACGAAGCACCCGCCGCGGAGCACUUUCGCCAUGCCCACGUGUUUGUAUUCGAAUUUCAGCUCAAAUACUGAGCUUCAUACUGGACCUUGGCAAAACAGGAGCGUUGCUUCAAGCCGAAGCAUCAAAGCCCGGCUGCUGCAGAUACGUCUCGGUACACCAGAAAGAAAGCCGCCACCUUGUACCUGACCUUUUGAGCUCAUGAAGAUGAAGGUUUUCUCCAUUGCAGUCAUUGUGGCUUGGACAUGCCUUAAUGCAGUAAAGUGUUUCCCUCAAGGUGGAAACAGCGUGAUCUCGCAUUGCAAAGACUUACGCCCUGCUCACAUAGGUGCACCACAAACAAGCAGUGCACCAUACGUCAUUUCAACUGACAUUGAUACCGUGGCUGGCUAUACACCGGAGGAAUCAUAUACAGUUACUCUUCAAGCAACAAAUGCAUCUGUCUAUCCAACUCACGGAUUCAUCAUCCAGUUCCGAAACUCUGACAACUUCACGACAAGAGGUGUUUUCACCGCCUGGAACUCCUCCAUUGCAGCUCAGGGGGACUGUGACCGGCUUCAAGAUACUAUUGUUCAGUUCAACCCGAACAGAGUAGAUUUACCAGAGGUAAUCAAUUUCACGUGGCAGGCACCUUCCAGUGGAGCGGGACCGCUAAGAAUUUGGUCUUCUUAUGUGGUUAGCUAUCCAGUAUACUGGAUUCACGGCUUUGUGAGCCAAGAAAUUGCCGAAGGAGGAGGUGCGGCCAUCACCACUGAUGAAACACCAGCCAGUGUUGUGGUUGACCUGAGUAUGUGCGGCGAAACAAAGGGUUGCUUCCGCUACCCGCCAACAUGUUCCUCCCAGUCAACCUGCCAGUAUAUCUACACACAACAAACAGGCACGGCUAUGAGUGGAGAAGAAUAUGUCGAGAUUGAGCUGUCCAGCACUGAUCCCGGCUGGGUGUCGGUUGGUUACAGUGUUGAUAGGAUCAUGGGUGGCUCAGAUAAUCCGCCGGAUGAUGUACUUGCUUGCCAGUACUCCGGCGCAUCCGUGGAAGUCAAGAAUGGUUACAUUAUCGUCAUCCCUGGCAGUCGCUUCCACCUGAACGACAAUGCUACUGUUGUGGGAGCAGGUCUCACUGUUCUUGGUGCAUCAUACUCCAAUGGUGUCCUGGCCUGUAGAUUCCGACGCAAUUUGUACACCGGAAGUCCUUUCGACAAAGAUCUAAGGGAAUCCUAUUACCAGUUUUACGUGUGGGAUCCAACCCCAGGUGGUCUUGUUGCACCUCUGAAUUACCAUGCAUUCAACGCUCCGAUCAUUUCCAGCAGGAUUCUAUCCGUGAAUGCCAAUGACACAGACUUGCAUAUUGCUGGUUGCCAACCCUGGACUGAAUGGAGUGCAUGUUCGGUUUCCUGUGGUGGAGGUACACGCCAAAGACAGAUGCCUUGUACAGCCAGCAAUUCCACGUACGACCAGGAAGCGUGUGCCACUGCUGAAUGCUCAGGUGCUACCAGGUUUGCAAUGACAAUGGGGAGCAAUGCUCUAGCAUUGGUACUAGCUCUCCUGUACCUGUUCAUACAGUAAUACUAGUCCGGCACAACAUGGGUCAUGGCUCAUGGUCUAAAUGCUGGUGUUAGUUAUAGACUUGGCUUGGCUGUGCAUAGCUUGCUUGGCGGAAGAAUGUUUGCUAUAGUAUAGAAAACACCUCAAAUCCGAAACCGGCAUUGUAUCAUCAUUGUGUGCAUAAACUGCAUUUCUAGUGACCACCUUAGUCCGGAUCGCGGAGUAUGCAGUUUAUCACCGCACCACCAAUACAGCACCAAUCCUUGGUCGUGAUCAGCUACAGCUCACUGAUGUUUGUUCUGAACGGAAUCUGUUUGGUUUCGUCCAUGAUUGCAUUGGCAGAUUUUCAAGUCCAUUUCUCUGCGGCAGAAGUGUUUGUGCUCCUCUCAGCUGCUGCACCCCCCCCCCCCCACCCCUCCUAGGCCCUACUUUGCUCAUGUCUACUUUUCGAAAGGUUUAGUUCUCCCCAGUAUCACCUCAUGCCUUAGGAUAAUCUCAUUCCAUCUUCUUGCCCGCAAUAGGUCGAACAGCCAUCUGUUUACUUUUACUCCACUUCCUCACCGUACAAACUCUGUCAUUAUAAUUAUUACCACUUCUGGCACGGCUGGCUCAGGUAUUACCCUGCAUUAAAGAAUGUAAAGACUUUAAAAAAA
Molecule: messenger RNA, 2199 nt
Organism: Sycon ciliatum
Lineage: Eukaryota; Metazoa; Porifera; Calcarea; Leucosolenida; Sycettidae
Product: putative ferric-chelate reductase 1
Exons: 13
Coding region: 206-1567 (453 amino acids)
Cellular component (GO): cell surface; membrane
Source: RefSeq, a predicted model, not a curated record